UGGAGUGCAUUGCAUCUGUAGGAGUCACUGCAAGUCUGACUGAGUGCAGCUUCUAACCACAGAGCCAAGCUGACCUACAUAUCACAAACUGCCUCUUCUUCUUACCCCACACCCUGCAUCACCCACGCUGCUCUCCUAGUCUGCUCAGCACUGUGUACCUCAUUCUCCCCCAGAGCCUUGCUGCCCUCUCCUAGCUGGGGUUAGAAGCCUCUGCCGGAGCCAGAAGACACAUAUCUAUCUGCCUAGCACAUUAAGUGGAGGUUAAUCACAUUAUCAUGGCAUUUCCUGCUCAGACAGAGAUGGUGAACAUGAAUCUCAAUGAGAAACAAGUGGGGACUUUUGGAACCGAGACCCCAGAACCAAGUUUUCCUGGAGCAGAGAGUCCGGAGUUAGAAGAAUUCCUGCCUCAUUCAUCUGUAAAGGAAAAAACAAGAUUCACUGAUUUCGAGGGCAAGACUUCUUUCGGCAUGUCGGUAUUUAACCUCAGUAAUGCCAUCAUGGGAAGUGGUAUCCUUGGAUUGGCAUAUGCCAUGGCUAACACUGGAGUUCUUCUGUUCCUGUUCCUUCUGACUGCUGUGGCUUUGUUGUCAGGUUACUCCAUCCAUUUAUUAUUGAAAUCAUCAGGAAUAGUAGGAAUUCGAGCCUAUGAGCAGCUCGGCUACAAAGCUUUUGGGACCCCUGGAAAGUUGGCUGCUGCUCUGGCCAUAACGCUACAAAAUAUAGGAGCUAUGUCCAGCUAUCUGUACAUUAUAAAGUCUGAACUGCCUCUUGUCAUCCAGACAUUCCUCAAUGUUUCGGAGAAAACCUCGGACUGGUAUAUGAAUGGGAAUUAUCUGGUGAUAAUGGUAUCAGCAUGUUUAAUCCUACCGCUGGCUCUGAUGAAACAACUUGGGUACUUGGGCUAUGCCAGUGGAUUCUCCCUCAGCUGUAUGGUGUUCUUUCUGUGUUCAGUAAUAUACAAGAAGUUUCAGAUACCUUGUCCUCUGCCAUGGGAUAGCUUUAACCAAACCCUACUGGAGAACGUGACCAUGGUGCCUUCAGGUUUUGCCUAUCAGAAUGGGCACGCUGAUGUGGUAGAGUCCGCAACUGAGCAAUGCGGGCCAAAAAUGUUCACACUGAACUCACAGACAGCAUAUACAAUCCCUAUCAUGGCUUUUGCCUUUGUGUGUCACCCAGAGGUCCUCCCCAUAUACACUGAGUUGAGAAAUCCCUCCAAGCGAAGGAUGCAACAAGUGUCGAACAUCUCCAUUGCAGUCAUGUACGGCAUGUAUUUCCUGGCUGCUCUUUUUGGCUACCUCACUUUUUAUGACCAUGUGGAAUCAGAGCUCCUGCACACAUACAGCUAUGUGGAUCCUUUUGACAUUUUGAUUCUGUGUGUCCGUGUUGCUGUACUAACAGCUGUCACACUGACUGUGCCCAUCGUUCUGUUCCCGGUGCGACGUGCCAUCCAGCACAUGCUGUUUCCAAACAAAGAGUUCAACUGGAUCAGACACAUCCUCAUUGCUGUGGUGCUUCUCACGUUUAUUAACUUGCUUGUGAUCUUUGCCCCUUCCAUUCUUGGAAUCUUUGGAAUUAUUGGUGCUACAUCUGCUCCAUGCUUGAUCUUCAUCUUUCCAGCUGUUUUCUACAUCAGGAUCAUGCCCAAAGACCAAGAACCCAUGAAAUCCACACCAAAAAUACUGGCUGCCUGUUUUGCUGCUUUGGGUGUUCUAUUUAUGAUCAUGAGUCUGAGUUUUAUCAUCAUUGACUGGACAAGCGGAACAUCUAAAAGUGGUGGGAGCCACUAACCCACCCUGCCACCCCUGCCACCACCAGCUAUUCCUCCAUCCUUUAAUUUUACCAGGACUUCACACUGUAAAGUGACUUUGCUGUUUGUUGUACAUCACAAUCCAGAUGCAGGAUGUCACAACUUUUCAUUUUCCUUGUGUUCCUCUGGAACGGGGCUAAUAUUUAUGUUCUGAAUAAGGGGUGCUGUAACCCCUGUACUCAUGUAGACGUUACUGUGGUGGCAAACAGAGGUAGCCUACCCAGCUGCUCGCUAGAGAGGCAUGUGUCCUACCAACCAUUGCUAAACUGCAGUGGAGAAGGGGCACACUCCAACAGUGACCACCACUGCUCUACAUUUCAUAGGAAUCAACGAGUUGGAUAAAAGGUUGACACAUGUCUCUUCUUUCUGAUAACACCUCAAUGUCAGUGCGUGGGAUUGUUGGGUGUUGGUCUUUCUGUACAACAGGGUGGUUUAGCACUUUUAUGUAAUGUUACACACUAAAGGGGAACAUCCUGCAUGAAUUAGUAUCUACCUGAGGUAUGUCUCCUAAAAUCCAUGCUAUUAGGUUUUAGCUGUUUAGUUUUUAGUAUUAAAAAAUGAAGAAAAACCCUCAAAUAAUAUGACAGCAAAGGGGUUAAAAGUGUGUACCUCCUACUAAGUAAUGUGGUGAUUUUUCAUCUUUGAAAGGAAGGGAGACCGGAUAAAUAAGAGACAACUGCUAAACAAAAUAGUGGUAUCGAGUACCAGAGAGAAAUAUCCCACAUGGAAAAAAUGUAGUGGGGAGGUCAAAUUUCAGAUCGAAAAAGCAGAAAAGCAGAAAGAGUGAAUGUGUGAACAGAAAAUGUGAAAUAUGGGGCUCAUUUAAAAAGAAGGAAUCACACAGCGUUUGGAAAGCUAGGGGUUAAAAGGCUGCUGGUUAGCAUUUCAUGUAGAACAAAGCCUGGCAAAUAUUAAAUCAAGUCACAUCUACUUUUGGUGACAGUCUCCUACAGGGCUUUGUCAUUUAUUCUGCAGUUCUGUUUCCCUAAAUUGCUGAGCCAGUGGGUGACGCACGUAGGGACCUCUUCAAUGAAAUUCACAGAACAGAACAAACGGAAACUAUUUUCCAAGUAAUUAAUAUUCCCUACGUCGCUGCCCAACAGUAGAAUUGGAGAAUACACAAUGGGGCAACAUAAUAAACAAGCGGAAGCAGGAGACAGUGAGAUCUGUGCAAACACCUUCGAUGUCCCAUGAAGAAUCCUCUGUUUUUUUCUAGGGCAUAAUCAUUAUUGCACGCACCCGUGAUAAGGGGUGUGAAUACAGCAAAGUCAUGGGAAGAGAGCCUAGCAGUGUACCCAUAUACACACUGGAAGGGAAAUUGUAGGGGCAACAAGUCAGCGCUUCUUCCUAUGUGAUGUUUUCCUUUUUACAAACCUCUCUUCGUUGUGUCAACUGGGUGGCUGCCCUUAACCCAUUAACUGCAGGUUUAUAUUGUGAUACUGACAAUCCCACAUGGAACUUUAACCUUGAAUAUAUAUGCAGCCGUCCCUUUUUUUUUUUUCUUACCUAGAGUAUGGAGAGAAUUGUCCUAUGUAACCUGUUGAGAAUCAGGGAAGAUUACAUGUGACAUAUAUUAAUAGUCUUGCUGCUGGGGGAACCUUUUUAAUGAUUGCAGAGCAUUAUGUGAAGGUACAUAUCGCAACAAAAAAGGCUUGAAUUCCUUGUAUCUGUACCUAGGUGAGCUAAAUUAUAGGAGAUGGGGCACAGCUUUCUUCCCCCAACCUUUUUAUGUAUUUCAGGGCUGGGCGCUUGCUGAUGACCUCAUUUUUAUUAGAAUGUUUAAUCCCUAAUUUAUGAUUUGUGAUACUGUUUUUACUAUUUUGUAACUACUUUGUAAUAAUGAAAGAUUAGAAUAUGAGGAACCCCACUUUACCGCAAAAGCUACAAAUGGGGUGGGGUAUGAAUGUUUAGUUUAUUUGUAGGUUGUAUGUGUUAAAUUAUGACAAAAUUAGGUGGGCUUUUGUUUUGUUUGUUUGUUUGUUUGUUUGUUUGUUUUGGAGAAGGGAACUGUUUAUAUGAGAAAAUUAAAAGAAAAUUGUGGCAAGUGCUUUUUUUUAUAGUGUCCUAAUUAAUGUUCUAUCAAUGUGUUCCUUUAUAGUUAUUCAUAUUUUUUCUAGAAAAGAAAAAAAAAACAAAGAACAGAAAAACAUAUACCUAUGUAAUAUAUGUCUCUGACAUGAAGAUAAAGAGCAGGCAUAUGUAAGAGGAUUCUUAAUACAAGUUUUGAAAUUUGAUUGUAGAUACAAUAAUCAAUCCAUUAAAAAAAUA
Molecule: messenger RNA, 4075 nt
Organism: Pelobates fuscus (common spadefoot toad)
Lineage: Eukaryota; Metazoa; Chordata; Amphibia; Anura; Pelobatidae
Gene: SLC38A3
Product: solute carrier family 38 member 3
Exons: 16
Coding region: 276-1787 (503 amino acids)
Biological process (GO): histidine transport; amino acid transmembrane transport; asparagine transport
Cellular component (GO): plasma membrane
Molecular function (GO): L-histidine transmembrane transporter activity; L-asparagine transmembrane transporter activity; L-glutamine transmembrane transporter activity
Source: RefSeq, a predicted model, not a curated record